This is a messenger RNA of Amphiprion ocellaris (clown anemonefish), 8653 nucleotides long. Its product is annotated as rho GTPase-activating protein 23-like. Gene Ontology annotation, molecular function: protein binding. The transcript is spliced from 24 exons. The coding region runs from base 1012 to 5823 and encodes 1603 amino acids. The record is from RefSeq and is a predicted model, not a curated record. Lineage: Eukaryota; Metazoa; Chordata; Actinopteri; Pomacentridae. Gene Ontology annotation, biological process: signal transduction.
GCCAAUGCUGCACUGUAGUGCCAGCAUGGAGGGGGACACACUGGAUUUCUUAUCAGCAGCGUGGGAUUGUUUCCAAUUCUAAAAUCUGCUGUGACAACAAACUGGCUACUGAGCUCAACCGGUCCAGGAACAGAAUUCAACUGGUUUUGGACGGAUUUGUUUCUGAAAUACAGAGAAAUGCUCAAAUUUAGCCAAUCUGCUCAGCAGCAGCAAAACACUACUUCAGUGAAAUGAAUGUGUUUUUUCUGACAUGGGGACAGUUUCAUUCUGAAAGCUUUGAAGAAGACUAGUUGAAGUUGGAGAGGAUUGUCUGACAUUGCUGCCAUUCUUAUUGCCCUGGGACUGACAUUGUUUUUAAUGCUGUUUCAUAUUCGCAAUGCAAGAAUUAUAUCAAACGAAGAACUCCUCAUCUGCAGCUAUGAACUGGACUAAAUGAAAGGGGAGGGAAGGCAAGAAAAAGCCAAGAUUUUCUGUUUUGAUCACAGGAAUUUGCCUUUAAUUUCAAAAACAAGGACCAAAUCAAACCCAGAUAAAAAAAAUGAGGACUAGCUCAACACAACAUGGUAGAAAACUGAACAGAAUAUGACACAAGAUGUCUAAUUCAAUCCAAAAUAGGAUGCUUCCCUUGGCUUUGGAUUUGAUCAUCAUGGCUUGACGACCUACCUUUCAGAUCAAUGAAACUCGAUUCAGUGAAUUACCUAAAGGAGGAUGUACACAAAUGAUAAAGGUCAAGCUAAAUCCUAAAACAAGGAUUACAAAUUCCCACAUUGAAGACUUGGUGUUCUACAGACAUGUUUUCAAUUCUGACAAUUGCAUAGUUGACUUACUGCGCAGGAGUGCAUUUCCUGUUCAUCUGCCCUUAACUGUUGCUUCCUGCCACAAUGUUUAAAGCAGAGAUUGUGCAAAGGUGACCAGAUAUCUUGGUCGUAGGCUCUGAAGCCGGUUGACCUCUGGCAUGUGUUGAGUGUUCGAUGCAAAGACAGUACAUGUUCGUACAAGGUACGAGGUGCUAUGCUGAGAGUACCAAGUGUUGCACCAGCUCCAUCAGGCCACGAGUGGCAAUUUCAGUGUUCUGUCGGAGUGGACUGUAGUGACGUCGAACCUCGGUGUAUUUGGCUGGCAGUUUUGAGGGGUGUUUCGCCUCUUGCUUCCCCACGCCCAACUCCCAUCACAUCACCAAGAAGACGGGGCUCCCGGAGGGUCAUACAGCGCCAUCGGUUGACCUGGGCUAAAGGGCGGAGAGAUGGCAUGGUGUCGCCCAAUGAGAACAGGCGCCGGCCGCUGUCAUCGGGUGAGGUGGAGGGCAUGUCAUGGCAGGGCCCACGAACCAUUUUUCUCCAGAAAAACUCACAGGGAUUCGGCUUCACUCUGCGCCACUUCAUCGUCUACCCUCCAGAGUCCUCUCUCCACACCGUCAAGGAUGAAGAGAAUGGCAACACAAUGGGAAAAGGUUGUCAGUGGUCUCGCUUGGAGCCAAUGGACACCAUCUUUGUGAAGAGUGUCAAAGAAAAUGGCCCCGCCCACCAAGCUGGACUGUGCACAGGGGACAGACUGGUGAAGGUGAAUGGGGAGAGCAUUCUGGGAAAAACCUACUCUCAGGUGAUCGCCCUCAUCCAAAACAGUGAAAACAUUCUGGAGCUCUCUAUUAUGCCAAAAGAUGAGGAUGUGUUGCAGUUGGUAAGUGCAUACUCCCAGGAUGCCUACCUGAAAGGCAAUGAGCCAUACACAGGUGAGGCUCAAAACCUCCCUGUGCCACCACUUCUCUGUUACACCUCUACCAAGGCCAGCUCUGCUGCCUCACAGCCAAGCCACAGCCUCCACAGCCCCCUGGACAACUGGCAGUGUCGGCCUGGAACCACCACUUUGCCACUGGACAACAGCCCCGCUGCUGCUUCUACUCCUGCCUCCGGCUGGUCCGGAGGCAGAUAUGAGGAUUCCAGUGGCCACUUUGUCCCAUCGGGGCGGUACCGUGGGCGAUCCUCAUCAGCCAUCAGCGCACUUGACUUUCACUUUGCUAACCACAAUGCUGCCAUCGCCUCUGCAACUCUCCCACGAAAGAGCAGCCUGCCAGCUUCUGCGCGUGCUCACACUGAUGCCCUCUGCCAGCAGGCUCUGUCAGACUGGUACUACAGCCAGGCUGAGGCUGCAGAGCGCAUGUCCCCCCGCCAUCGCAGUAUAUCUCAGGAUCGUUUAGCAGAGCUGGGUUUGGCACUGGGUCCCGGGCCUGCAGCUGUCUCUACCACUUCUGCAGAGCAUCACAGGAGAGAAACCCUCCUGUACCAUCACCAAGCAGCAGCUGCUUCCCAUGAUUCUUAUUGGCUUGGCGGCUGGGGUGGAGUAUCAGGACCAGGUAGCAGGUCGUGCUCAGAAAGUCUGCUGGCAGCCUAUGCUGAAUAUGAGCACAACUAUGGUCGUUCUGUGGAAACACUGGCACAAGCCUCUGCUCUGGUCUCCCCACGCUACGAACACACUUCACAAAGCUCCCAAACAACUAAAUACAGUGAGGCGAAAGACCAGAAAGCCUCAGGAGGACACCAGCACCAAACCACAGUGACAUCCCCCAUCAGAACCUCCUCCACAGUGCCUCCGAGUGGCAGGCAGCCAGGUCAGCAGGUAGCUGAGCCCCAAACAAGGCGAGUAAAAGAGGAAGAGCUGGUGGGCUACAAAAGCUAUAGCCCUUCUUUCUCCCGCAAAGCUGGCCACCUUCUUCAGCAAGCCCACUCCUUCAGAGAACCCAGCUAUAGCGGCCCUCACCUCGACUGGAGCCUUGGUGGAAGAAGCAGCCCGGUGGACAACGAUGGGGCGUUGGCGCCCCGGCCCCAGUCCACACCAGCCCUGUCCACAUCAGAGGAGGAGAGAGUUGGAGAAGACAGAGAGGUCGUCUCCCCUGUAUCACUGAAUCAGGAGGUGGUCCUUAGACAGAAGCCCGCUGCAGCCCGCCGAGCCGCCCUUCAGAGCCUGCGACACUACAGCACACCUGUUGAGUCACCGGAGCCACCUGGUUUGAUACCUUCACCUGGGGCCCCCUCCCCUAUCUCUGGCACUGGACCCAGCCGCAGGGCCAAUGGUAGCCUGGCACAGCAUGCACUUGACUCCCUGUCCUCUAUUCCCUUCAUAGAUGAACCUACCAGUCCUAAUAUUGACCAUCAGGCCUGCUAUGUACCAGCCUGCUCUGUGGUGUCCAGCUCCCAGGCCUCCAUUAUGGCCACUCUCACUUCCACCUUUGUCUCCCCCAACCUCUCCUCCAUCUCUCCCUUUGUUCGACUUCGUUCUCAGGAUUGCAGCAGCAUUAAGGGUCGUCGCUCCUCUUACUUGCUGGCCAUCACCACUGAGAGGUCUAAGUCCUGUGAUGAGGGGCUCAACACGUUCAGGGAAGAAGGUCGUGUCUUCUCCAAACUACCAAAAAGGGUCAAGAGCUUUUUUACUGAUGGGUCUCUGGAGAGCUUGCGAGUCCAGGAGGAGGCCCGGUCAAAGCGCCACUCCACCUCAGAGUUGGGCACCAUCACCCUCAGUGAUAUACACAAGGAGGGCUGGCUGCACUACAAACAGAUCCUCACAGAGAAGGGAAAGAAAGUUGGUGGUGGCAUGCGACCGUGGAAACGCGCCUUCUCAGUGCUCCGCUCCCACUCGCUGUUCCUCUACAAAGACAAGCGAGAGGCUGUGCUUCAUGGAGCGGGGGCAGGACCCAGCCAGGAUGAACAUCCCCCGAUCAGCAUCCGCGGCUGCCUGAUCGACAUCGCCUACAGUGAAACCAAGCGCAAGCACACCCUGAGGCUGACCACGCAGGACUUCUGCGAAUACCUGCUGCAGGCCGAGGACAGGGAUGACAUGUUGGCCUGGAUUAGAGUCAUCAGGGAGAACAGCAAGACAGACAACGAGGAGAUUGGUUUUUCGAAACAAGCUCUCAUCAACAAGAAGCUGAACGACUACAGAAAACACAGUCUGACAGGUAACAAGCUGGACUCCUCUCCCAAAGCUCAUCGUAUGAUGCCUCCCUUCCUCCUGGCUAAAACUGACAACACCUCAGUGAACCGAGCCUCCAGAUCUGAUGACAACAAGGCACUCUGGGGCAUCAACAUCAUGAAGAAGGCCAAGAAGACAGGCAGUCCGAAGGCUUUUGGUGUGCGACUGGAGGACUGUCAGCCAGCUGUCAACCAUAAGUUUGUACCUCUGAUAGUGGAGAUGUGCUGUGGUGUUGUCGAGACGCUGGGUCUAGAGUACACUGGCAUCUACCGCGUACCAGGAAACAACGCCAUGGUGUCCAAUCUGCAGGAGCAUCUCAACAAGGGCAUGGACAUUAACACUGCUGAGGAGAGAUGGCAGGACCUAAAUGUAAUCAGCAGCCUGCUUAAAUCAUUUUUCCGAAAACUGCCGGAGCCUCUGUUUACUGAUGACAAAUACAAUGACUUCAUUGAUGCUAACCGAAUAGAAGAUGCAGAGGACAGACUGAAGACCAUGAAGAAACUGAUCCAUGACCUCCCAGAUCACUAUUAUCACACCCUCCAGUUCCUGGUGGGCCAUCUUAAGAGGGUGGCAGAUCACUCUGAAAAGAAUAAGAUGGAACCAAGAAACCUAGCUCUGGUGUUUGGACCCACUCUGGUGAGGACAUCAGAGGACAACAUGACUGACAUGGUCACUCACAUGCCUGAUCGCUACAAAAUAGUGGAGACACUUAUCCUGCAUUAUGACUGGUUCUUCAGUGAUGGAGAACUUGAUAAGGAAGACAAGGCCCCAGAGGAUAAGCGGGACAUGCAACCUGUGCCGAACAUUGACCAUCUGCUGUCCAACAUCGGCAGGCCGGGCAUGCCAUGUGAGGCAUCAGAAUCCACCACCAGCGAUUCACUUAAAUCAAAGCUUUCUUUGAGCUCCAAAAAAGACCUGAAUGCCAAGGACUUCCUACCCAAGUCCAUCAUCUCUGCUGUGACCCGCAAACGCAAAAAAGGCCUCAGUACUAACCUGCCGGGCAGCAGCGCUGAUGAGGACUCAGAGCAUGAACCAGUCAAAGCUAGCAACUACGGGGGAAAAGAAAUGGGAGGGGAGGAACAAGAGGAUCGACAAGAGCAAGAGACAGUCAAGGCUGAACAUAUCGUUCCUAUCAAAGAAAGCCAAAAUGAGGUAAAAGCUCGAGACACCACAGAGGGAAAAGAUUCACUGACAGGAGGAGAAGAGGUUGAAGAGGACUUGAGAAAGAGAACUAGCAGCGAUGCACUAAGUUUGCAAAGGCAGAGAACCAACUUACCGGCACUUCGUCCAAACAGCCUUCUCUACUCACAUCACCAAGUCCAUGGCACAUUCCCAAGACCACCCCCUGUGACUAAUCCUCCUUCCCAUUUGAGAACUCACAGUCUAGCCAGUGGGCGUCCCGCUGUCCCCUUCUGGAUCUCCCCCUCCAGGCCUCCCAAUCUUGGACAUGGUUCUAGCUGUACGCCAGACUGGAACCAGUCAGCGCCAGUUCGCUACAGGAAGACCAGAGGUGGAAGGCCAAGGGCUGUGUCCAUGAAUCUGGAGCUUGAGCUGGGCAGGAGAGAAGACAGAGUCAGAGAAUGGAGAACCGACAAGGUGGAAGUUAUCUGGGUCACAGAGGGAACAUCAAGUCAGUGUAGACAUGUUGGGAUGCCUCAGGGAACAACUGUAGGCUCCAGGUCAGUUCAGCAUAUGGGUCCACUCCCUCAACUUGCCCAGGGGUCUCCCCCCCUUGCCUCUUCUUCCUUGGGAUGGAUCGAUCAAAGCUCCCCCGGAUCUUUGACUGUGGUCAUGAGGAGAUCAGCCACUGAAGUGCGGGACAGUACCAGAGCGUGGCGUCGUCACACAGUGGUAGUUUAACCCAGCUGUGGCAUUUACUAAUGCAGUACCAAGCACUUGCCCUUUACUCACUAACACUGAAUCACAUGUGUCACUGCUUCUAAAGCCUAAUGUCUUGCUUUGUUAGCAGGGGAUCUCAGUUGUCUCAAGAGUCAUUUGACUUUUUACUGGCACUAAGUUUGGAAACAUGUCCUCGUGGUAAAGGGAAUCUUUGACACUGAGUGUAUUUGAAGAGUUUCAUUCCAAAAUCAAAAACAUAGAAAACUGUGCAAGCAAUACUUUUGUCUUAACUCCUUCACUUACCUAAGAGUAGUGCUGUAACUAUCCAUGUCUUUAUGUACUGUGCAGACCACAUAAAGGUAAAUAUUACCAACUUAGCUUAUAGCCAAAAUCUGAUCGCAUACCCACACACAUAUCAAAGCAAACAUACCUGCAAGGUCCCAAAAUUUUUAGCCUGUGUUCACGCAGUGCAUUUUAUAGUGCAUCUAUUAUGGAUAGCCGGAAUGAAAUAAAUAAAAAAUUUAUUUUUUCAAAAAUACUGCAGUUGACGAUAAACUCAUAUUCAACUUAAGUUCACUAAUUAGUGGAACCUUACAGCUGUAGCAGUAUGUAACUCGUCUAAUCAGCAGAGCUUCAGUGCACCCUGCUGUUAAGACAUGGUUAUAACACCAGUCAAAUAGCUUGUGCAACCACAACCUUGGGUUCCUGUGUUACUGACAACUUUCAGUCUGCUCAGUCAGUAAUACGGCUCCAAAAGGAUUUGCAUUACAAACAUUUUUAUCACCAGUCAGUACAGCUAACACAUGUAGGAACACACUGGCAUUAGUCAGAUACAGCAGGUUUCUGAACUGGGUAGCUUGUUGUUUGACAGUUAGCUUGGCUGCUAACAGAAGGACAUUCACUCACUGCAGAGCAUUGAGGAAUGUGGAAGGAGCAACACAUCAGUAACUACAGCUUUUCCUGUUCUCUUCAACUCUCCAUGCCCUCAGAGCUCAAUACAGUAAAGACAGUUCUGUGUUGUUUAGCAGUGCAUAUUCAAGUAUUAUAAGCCCCAACAAACAAAUCCAAUGAUCACAACAAAUGCAUUCAAAUUAAUUGAUUUUGCUGCAGCCAUUUUAAAUGCUUGCAUGCAAACAAAAAAUUCAGACUGCGUCAAUAUCAAUCAAAAUCUAAACCUUGUUUAAAUGUAGCUGCCAUUGGCUUUAAAGUAGUCUUCUCAUGCAGUGAAAUGCAUGUAAUAAAAAUAUGUCAAGUACCAUCUGCAAUGAGUGCAGUGUCUCCCUAAACUUAGUCAAAACUGCAACCAUUCAACCUGAUUUACAUUUUUGGUAGGAGGAAGAAAUCACAAAGAGCUAAAUCUUGUAAGUACAGCGGGUGAAGAGCGUCCACAUGACAUUGUGCCACAUUUCAGGUUGUUUGUGCUGAAUGUUCUCCUUCAGACACCUUAGUGUCACCUCAGUGUCUGAAGGACAACAGGAGAAAUGCUCCUCUUGCUGAAACGCCUGAACAACAUGCUGAAAUGACUGCUUGUGAGGGAUUUUCCUCUCAAACCAAGAUGGUCAGAUGUUCUCAUAUAUACAGUCUAAAGUUGAGUUGCUGUGACUGGCUUUUUUCCCUAAGUAGCUUUUAAGCAGUUUCAUGAAGUUGGUGUUUUUCUUCAUACUACGGAUAGGUGGAGGAAAAGUAAUAAACUGUCGUACCCUAGACCCAGUAGCUAGUAACAUAGAAUGUUUUGGAAUGAAACCUUUCAGCUGCAGAUUUAAAGUGAUGGAUGGUGAUAAUACAUUUUAGGUAAAGACUGAGAGAAAGCCAUAUUAGACAACUGAGACUGAGCUCCAGAAUUAAUGCUGUUCCUGCUACAACAACUCUCACCAGCAAAGCCAUUGUCAGCCAUUUGUGUUCCACAGCAGACUGAUUGUGCUGGACUUGACCUGGUAUCUCCCCCUGCUGGUGUCCACUAAUGAUGUCUUUGACUAUACCCAUGCAAGCAAAGAUCUAAUAUGCAUCUUACCUGCCACGUUGAGUGCAGCACAGUAAUUAAGAUGAAACCUCACUUCAGUUUACUUCUCAGCCCUUUACAAGCUCUUCCAAAGCCUCCUGUGGAUCUACAGGGAAAUUCAGCAGAACUCACUCUGUCUGGCAAGUGGACUCAGGCAUUAUGCCAAAGCUUCCGUGGACUAAAAAAAAUUCACGCAUGGAAAAAUAUGCAAACCCUAAGUGUUCAACACGAGCCUGUUGUGCUUCCCUCUGUGUGUGUGUGUGUGUGUGUGUGUGUGUGUGUGUGUGUUUGCGUGUGCUGAGAAAGGAGGGCCAGAGCUGUGAGGAUGAUGAUGCCUGCUUGGUUAUGAGUGUUCAUGGCAGCUAUGUCAAGUCAUGCCAAAAUUCUGUUGUUUUUUUUCUAUGUGGGUAAUUGUACAGUGGCAGCAGUGUGGAGAAAGCUUAAGAAAGGAACCGAAGCACUUAGUGUUACAGUGAUACAUGAUAACAGCAUUGACAAGACACAAGAGCAGCUGGAAGUGAGUGGACAGCUUUCUUCAAUCCCAAACCACAGUCUUACCUGAGUGAUGUUUUAGCAUUUUUGCUUCCUUCCCAGAACUUUAGUUUUGUAAAAACAAAAUGGAUUGAAACCAAAAUGUACUGCCAACUACUGUCAUCCAACCAGGCUCCAUGUUUGUCUUAAUCAUAUCUAGACUCAGUCUGUCCUUCUCUCUAUCUGUGCCCUUGUGCAUGUACUUUAUGUAUGUGGGUAUACUGUGCGUGGACCAAUUUUGUAACAGUUGUACAAACCUUGUUAAGUUAACCUGUGUAUAUAAAUAUUAAACAUAAUAUAUUAAAUUAUUUGUUUUGGAAA